This is a messenger RNA of Lycium ferocissimum, 2946 nucleotides long. Its product is annotated as mitochondrial aspartate-glutamate transporter AGC1. The record is from RefSeq and is a predicted model, not a curated record. Gene Ontology annotation, cellular component: mitochondrial inner membrane. The transcript is spliced from 11 exons. Bases 546 to 2504 code for a protein of 652 amino acids. NCBI's taxonomy places the organism in Eukaryota, Viridiplantae, Streptophyta, Magnoliopsida, Solanales, Solanaceae. Gene Ontology annotation, molecular function: S-adenosyl-L-methionine transmembrane transporter activity.
AUAAUGCACAAGAAAUUUCUCUGACUCUUUGGAACGUCUCAUGGUUCCACAAUCAUUAGGACUUGGCAGAUGAUGCAUCCCAUCUCUUUUGAAUUUGGUGUCUAUCUCUCAAAAAUACUAUCUCUUCAUAAACCUCACCAUCUUAAACCCUACUAACUUGGGGCUGUCACAGAGUAAAUUUCCACCCAAUUUCUCUCUGAUUUGCCCCCAGGUGAAAAAUGAUUCACAACAUUCUUGGAACAUUAUUUCCAGCUACAAAACACUCAAUUUCAUGCAGGGGCAAUUUGUUGCUUCUUGAUUGGCUGUGUUCAAUGGAGCUAGUGGGUUUGGGACUAGUAAGAGGGAGGAAGCUUUGACAGGUAAUGUGUAUAGUACAUAACAUCAAACACACAACACAACUAAUGAGCAAUUGAUAUUCCAAUUUCAUUCAGUGUGAAGGAGUCCAGAUCCCACUUGUGGGAUUACACUGGUUACAUCCACAUUGCAGUUGGCAAUCUUCUAGCAUUUUAUGUUUUGAAGGGAACUUUUAAAUCAUCUGUGAAAUAAUGGCUCGGGGAAGUCAACCGCGCCCAAGCAACAAACCUGCAAUCAGAUACAGGUGUAAUCUACUUGAGGGAGCACUGUUUGAACUCACUGAUCUUGACCGAGAAAGUCAUGCCCCUAUUUCAUCCGAAAAUAAGGAGAACCCUAAAAAUUCUGAGUCUUCUGAAAUAAUGAGCACAAGUGAGCUCAUAACAGCAGUUGGAAGUAUAUGGGAUUCUGCAGCUCGCCCUCUUACACGGAUCCUAUCUAAAUCAAGAUCUAGAUGCAAUAACGCCGAUCACCAAGAAAACAACAAAUAUGGUUACUCCACUGCAGAUAAAAUUUCUGGCGCUUGUUUUUCAACUUAUGAUUUCCCAAUACCUGUCAAUGUGGAUAGUGAUACAGAUUCUUCACCGCUGGUGCUUGCAAAUGUGGAACGUCUGACAGCAAACCAGAAAGUCUUGUUCUUUGGUCCUCUUUUAGGAAAUUCUCCUCUGUUGAGUCUCCUCCAUGGCGGAUCUACCAUGCAUCCAGAUACUCGUAAAACAAAAAAUCUUGCCAAUGAUUUACAGAGUGUGUAUGGUUGGAUGCAUGAAAUAUCCUCACUGAAAGUUAAGCAUCAUUUAAAUUGUGCUAGUAUUGGAAGCUACGAAAGCAGAAAAUGUACCAUAGAAGACACGACAAACAGCCCUUCAAGUUGCUGCUCAGAUGUGGAUACAAUAAAUGCUGAUUGCCAGGCUGAUAUGGAAAAACCGGCUGGUUCAUUGUUAACUGAGAUUGCGAAGCACAAUGGGAUCAACAAGGUGUCAACCAGUAAUUCAUGUCUAGGGCACUAUAAUGAGGUUUUUCAUGAGAAAAAGUCAAACACGCUCGAGAUUCCUUGUUCUAAAAGUAAGUCAGUAGCCCAUGAGUACUCUCUUCCUCCAACUUGUUUUGCUAGUGUUGACGACAAAAUUGAUGCGAAGGAUCAGAUGUAUGAUUCUACAAUCAAUGAAAAAGUAGAACUGAAGGAAGAGCUCAGUUCUGAAGUACAGAUCUCCGUGGUAAAGGACAAGCCUCAUUAUGCACUUGCAAAACAAGAACAUGCUUUUGCAGGAGCAAUGGCUGGAAUUUUUGUCAGCCUUUGUCUUCAUCCAGUUGACACAAUUAAGACUGUUGUUCAAUCAUGUCACAAUCAUCAGAAACCACUUUAUUAUAUAGGAAAAUCAUUUAUUUCUGAAAGAGGAGUAACAGCACUUUAUCGGGGAAUUUCUACCAAUCUUGCUUCAUCUGCACCAAUAUCUGCCCUUUACACCUUUACAUACGAAUCAGUGAAAGGGGCUUUGCUUCCUCUUUUUCCUAAGGAAUAUCACUCUUUUGCACACUGCUUGGCAGGGGGUUGCGCAAGCAUUGCCACUUCAUUCAUUUUCACUCCAAGUGAGCAUAUAAAGCAACAGAUGCAAGUGGGCUCGCACUAUAAGAACUGCUGGAAUGCCUUAAUUGAGAUUAUAAGAAGUGGUGGUUUGCCUUCACUAUAUGCUGGAUGGAGAGCUGUACUCUGGAGGAAUAUUCCACACUCAAUCAUUAAGUUCUAUACAUAUGAAAGAUUGAAGGAGUUGAGGUUUUCAUCAGUUCAACUGGGCAAGCAAAAUGACACACUAAUGACGCUUGCCUGUGGCGGAUUAGCUGGAUCUACUGCUGCACUAUUCACAACUCCAUUCGAUGUUGUCAAGACAAGAUUACAAACACAGAUUCCUGGAUCUGGGACUCAGUUAGGUGUAUUUGGCAUACUUCAAGAAAUUGGAAAGCGUGAAGGUUUGAAGGGUCUAUACAGGGGCUUGAGUCCUAGAUUGAUCAUGUAUAUGACCCAGGGAGCACUUUUCUUUGCAUCUUAUGAAUCUUUCAAGAGGGUAUUUUCUUUGGAGGUCCCGCAGCCUAAAACAGAAACGGGUACAUAUGAACGUAUGGAAGAUGAUCCUGCAACAUUACCUUCACCAAGCUAACAAAGGAAAGAUCAGUUCAAGGUAGUGUAAUCUUGCAGCAAUGUUCCAAGUCAGAUAAUAUGCUUUCAAGAUUAACAUGGAUAUUUUCCUUUGGGCUGGAAGUCCAAACAGAUUAUGAAGGAAACUGAUGUGCUAACUACUGACUGGUUCUCUUAACACUUCAUAGAAGCAAGCUGGCCGAUUAUCCAUUGAAUUUUGAACCGUGCACCAGCUAGCCCUCGGGGAUUUCUCGGUUAUCAAAAAACAUGGGGGCAUUUUCCUCGAGUUUUAGGAAAUGAGAGGGGAAAUUGGAGAGGAUGUAGGGAUGCCUACUUUUGUACUAUAAUGUAGUUUUGAUAUUUAACAUUAACAUAGGCGGUCCGACUGAUUUGUAAUUGAUUAAUUGAUUGAUUGAUUGAUUAAUUUCUAGUGAGUCUGCAAUAAAGUAAUAAUUGCUUGUGUA